AUGGCAAAGAAAGGAAACGCGAAAGACAUGUACGCACAUGGAUGUGUUGUUGAACCAUGCUGUCGACGUCUGUCGAGUAGUACUCAUGCAACUUCACAUGGUGGCCGGCCCGUUCCUCUGCAGCAGCGUCGUCGUUGUUGGUGCCAUUGGCCAUCGGCAUCGGGAGUUGCCCCCGGAGCGGUCAGGGCGCGUCAGACGAAGAAGGGAAUCGACAUGCCGCCGUUGACAUUGAGCAGGAAGGUAAACGGCCUCGAACACACCGAAGAUGAUCACUGCUACAUCCACAGAACACAAUACUCCCAGCUCAUAUGCCUUCUUGAACAGCCUGUUCUUUCGCUGCACGCCGUGGCCAAUUUCGACGCGCCAGCCAAGAACAUGCAACAGACAGUCAGCACAGCACAGCACACAGAGUGGUUACCGACAGCGGACAGCCAACAGCGAAGGAGAUAUAAAAAUAAAUAG
This is a messenger RNA of Fomitiporia mediterranea MF3/22, 462 nucleotides long. RefSeq lists its product as uncharacterized. The coding region runs from base 1 to 462 and encodes 153 amino acids. The transcript has 2 exons. The record is from RefSeq and is a predicted model, not a curated record. Lineage: Eukaryota; Fungi; Basidiomycota; Agaricomycetes; Hymenochaetales; Hymenochaetaceae.